AUGGUGGCCAAGAAAUACUCCACGGAUGCGCCUAACCCCACGAAGUCAUGCAAGGCUCGUGGUUCCGAUCUGCGUGUGCACUUCAAGAACACGCGUGAGUCGUGCUUCGCGAUAAGGCGGAUGGAGCUGGGAAAGGCCAAGAAGUACUUGGAAGAUGUGCUGAACCACAAGCGGUGCAUUCCCUUCCGGCGAUUCUGCGGCGGUGUGGGCCGCACGAGCCAGGCAAAGAACGAGGGCAGCACCACGGGCCAGGGCCGUUGGCCCAAGAAGUCCUGCGAAGUGCUGCUCAACCUGCUGAAAAACGCCGAGAGCAACGCAGAAUCAAAGGGGCUUGAGGUGGACAACCUCUUUGUUUACCACAUUCAAGUGAACAAGGCCCAACAUCAGAGGAGGAGAACCUACAGGGCCCACGGCCGAAUCAAUCCGUACAUGUCUUGUCCAUGCCAUGUGGAGCUGCUGUUGACUGAGAAGGAGCAAGCAGUGAAGCCAGAAGCGGAAGACAAACCCCAGGCAGUGAAGGUGCAGCGCGCAAAGAAGCUGAGGGCUCAGCGACUUAGGUCUGGUGCCCGAUCGGCGCAUGCCAGCUAG
This is a messenger RNA of Ostreobium quekettii, 588 nucleotides long. NCBI's taxonomy places the organism in Eukaryota, Viridiplantae, Chlorophyta, Ulvophyceae, Bryopsidales, Ostreobiaceae. The record is from the annotation of a GenBank genome assembly.